Molecule: messenger RNA, 171 nt
Organism: Paramuricea clavata
Lineage: Eukaryota; Metazoa; Cnidaria; Anthozoa; Malacalcyonacea; Plexauridae
Source: the annotation of a GenBank genome assembly
AUGCCUGCAUACUGCUACACAAAUGACACUGAUGUGGAAGAGAAUGAUUCAAAUAAAAACGACAAUGAAUACGAUGAUCUUACCGUAAAACUAGAAGAGAGUAAUUCAGAUGAUGGGCAAUCGGUGCAAUCGGGGCAACUGAUAAUCCCAGUCAUGAAGACGGCGAUUUAG